AUGGCAGAUAGGCAGCGGAUUUCACAAACCUGUCUAACCCUCAGAUCAGCAUACUUUAGCAGAGUAUGGAAAGCUUGCACUUUGGUCAAUACUCCUAUUGACGUCUUUGAAAAUCUUUCUCAAGCUUUGCACUGUAUUCCGGAGAAAAUUUUUUUCCAACCCCACCAAUACAGCUGGUUCCCUUGCAAUGAAAUCACAAAAAUCAUUAUUUCUGAAUGUCCGGCGGACGAAUUUAUUCAAACUGUCACGUUUGACGCGAGCCAGUUCCCCGCGCUAAAACUUAUUCAGUUUGCUCAACUCCCUGUACGUGAAAGCACCAGAUUGGCUGAGUCCCCCUUUUUCUUAUCCCUUCAAAGACAAAACAGAGUGAACGUAGAAAUCAGAUACACAUUAAACGGUCCUAGUCUUUCCUCACAACUUGCAAUAAUCAAGCGUCUAUGCCCUAACCUAAGCUACUUGAAAAUCGAUUUGGAAUACAAAAAUAUAACUGGCUUUAAAUCCAUUAUUAAAGAUAUUAGAAUUCUCAAGGAAAUUCGCUUAAAGGGCAUUAGCCGUAAAAUUUUUUCAAUCAUUGUCGACUACAUCACUGCUGAAAGGUAUCCUUAUUCUGAUAACUUUUCUGUGUACAUCAAUGCCAUCAAUUAUGAAGAAAAUGCAACUCUUCAAGCUAUCUCUGAAGAAGAGACACUGGAAUAUUUCACAAGACUACCGGAAUCUCUGAGAUGCAGCUUGUCGUUGGCUAAUGCUGUUAGUACUGACUUCCCUCCUAAAGCUUAUGACAUCAUAAACAUCUCAGUAGACCACAAAACCCCAUACCUGUCUCUUCCUCAGAUUACAACGCUUGACGUAACAAAAUACAAAAAAUUUGCCAUACUUCAGGAUAUGGAAUCUUUGCAAAAUACGGCAUUCUUAUUUGCAGUGCAUGACACAUUGUGGAACUCUACAAUUGGUCAACGCACCUUUUCAGAAGCACUUACAGCUCUGGAUAUUAAAAUCUGGCCCAAUUUCCAAAAAAACAAAAUUAAUACUAGUAUUGUACGGUUUUUGCCCACGAUGAAACAGCUCAGGCGGUUGUGUAUUUGGGGAAACAUUUAUUCAUAUCAUGACAAUGACUUCUUGUAUAGGCUUUUAUAUCCGUUUCUUUUAUCAUUUCGUGAAAAACGUGUCAACGAGUUAUUUGGGUAUUAUGAUUUUAUGACAAAAGAAGAUUUAAUAUUGCAAACCUUCUUUGAAGUCUUUUAUGAUGACUCAAACGCAAUAUACGUUAUGUCUGAAUUGGAAAGAAAUGUCAUAUUGGCUUGCCUAAUUGCCAUGUUUACUAAUGCUGGUAGAGUCUCAGCUGCAAUUAAAAACUUAGACAAUCUUCUCAACAUAAGCUCUACUUGGUUCUAUCAAGCAUGUGUUAUGGAAUCAAUCAUGUUAGUUAUAGAAGAGUGUGACUUUCUAGAAUAUCUGGAAAUCAAAACUGAUCGCGGGUAUUACGUGUCUCCUGGUUUGAUGAGUUUAUGCCACAAGAGUAAUCUCAAGCAAAUCUUUGUGAACACCAAACUCAACUGGCACAAAAAUGCCAAAGACUAUGAUCUUGAAGUUGUUCCUAAUGUGCCAAACCGGUGGUUCAAUUUUGUUACUAAGAAAGAUAACGAUCAAGGUGAUGAAGAAAGUCUUUGGAUGAAUCUCAUCAUUGACUUGGAAAAAAAGGAAGAAUUUCCUCUUCUAUUGGCUGGCAAAGAUAAUGCAGGAUUCUUCAAGAUUGAGAGCUUCCCAGAUCCCCAUCUAGCUCCCAAUCUUACUCAUCCAACCAUAUUUGGUGAGCACUUGAUAUAA
Molecule: messenger RNA, 1824 nt
Organism: Magnusiomyces paraingens
Lineage: Eukaryota; Fungi; Ascomycota; Dipodascomycetes; Dipodascales; Dipodascaceae
Exons: 1
Coding region: 1-1824 (607 amino acids)
Source: RefSeq, a predicted model, not a curated record